AUGGGCAAGCUCUCCCGCACCGGCACCUCGGCAUCCACCACAUCAACCUCCUCCGCCGCCGAGCUAAGCAGCGUCGUCCCCGCGUCCCUCACCGACCCUGACCUGCCCCUGCCGCGCCUCAUCGUCUUUGACCUCGACUACACGCUGUGGCCCUACUGGGUGGACACGCACGUCACGCCCCCCCUCAAGGCCAACGCUGCGCACACCGCCGCCACCGACCGCUACGGCGAGGACUUUGCCUUUUACCAAGACGUGCCCUUAAUCCUCCAGCUCCUGCCCCGCGUCGCCGGCUCUGCAUCUACCACCACUACCGCCCCAAUCAAGCUUGGCGUAGCGUCUCGCACAUCAGCCGUCGGCGUCGCGCGGGAUUUGCUCAAGAUGCUGCACCUCCCCGCGGUCGAAGGACAGCAAAAGGCGCGGAGAGCCGGGGAUGCGUUUGACGCGGGCACGGAGAUUUAUCCGGGGAGCAAGAUUCGACACUUUGAGACGCUGCAGAAGCGCACGGGCAUUGCGUAUGAGGAUAUGCUGUUUUUUGAUGAUGAGAGCAGAAACAUGGAGACGGAAAAGUUGGGCGUCACGAUGCGGUUAAUCCGGGACGGCUUGACGUGGGCAGAGGUUGAAAAGGGCGUCGAGGAUUGGCGCAAGAGGAGGGGAUACAAGAAAAAUUAG
Beauveria bassiana ARSEF 2860 is the source of this 669-nucleotide messenger RNA. RefSeq names its product magnesium-dependent phosphatase-1. NCBI's taxonomy places the organism in Eukaryota, Fungi, Ascomycota, Sordariomycetes, Hypocreales, Cordycipitaceae. Bases 1 to 669 code for a protein of 222 amino acids. Gene Ontology annotation, molecular function: acid phosphatase activity. The transcript has a single exon. The record is from RefSeq and is a predicted model, not a curated record.